This is a messenger RNA of Vicugna pacos (alpaca), 1582 nucleotides long. RefSeq names its product TSPY like 6 (gene TSPYL6). Gene Ontology annotation, biological process: nucleosome assembly. NCBI's taxonomy places the organism in Eukaryota, Metazoa, Chordata, Mammalia, Artiodactyla, Camelidae. The record is from RefSeq and is a predicted model, not a curated record. Gene Ontology annotation, cellular component: nucleus.
CUCGGCUACUUUACAAAAAGAUAGCCAAAUGGGGAAAUCAAAACUACAUGAAAAGGUUCCCAAUCCAUUAGACAUUAGGUAAAUGCAGAUUAAAACCACCAAAAGACACGUCCAUCACAGACGCGCCAGAAUAGUGAAAAUAAAAGAUGGCAAAAGCCGUAGAAAUAGUUUCUUGUGAGCCCAAAAGUGGGUGUCGUGAGACCGAAGGCUAAGUAUCGCGAGACCGAACGACGGCUGUUGCGAAUCCGAAGGGUGUGGUGGUUGCUUGAGUUCGUCUUUGUGAGAGAAGCAAACGUCAGGAAACAGCUGGUCAGGCUCCUUUACCACCAUGAGCGUCCCGCGUGGGGUCGACGGGAUCCCUCUCCCCCAGACCCGCCAGUUCCCUGUUCCUGACCACGCGCUGGAAGACCCAGACCCACAGCAGUGCCAGAAGCGUCUAGAGGAAGCGGAGGUGAGGCAGGUGGUGACCGAGACAGGCGAGGGCAGCUUGGGGAUCGUCGCACUCUCACCACCCCAGCUUCUGGAGGAGGGGUGCGCACCGCGGGACCCCGCGGACUGUGGCCCUACUCCCCAGAUCCUGGUCAAUGGGGGUCGCGGUCACGGAGCUGCCAAAGCGGGGCAGGAGGAGGCCAUGCCGCCCGCGGAGGGCAUGGAAGCAGCCCCUGUCCCUGUGGCAACCGAGAGCAGCCUAGGAAAUGGAUGUCAGCGGGGAACUGGUGGGGAGAAGGCCCUAGAAACCUGUGGCACAGGGAGGUCGGAGCCUGAGCUGAUGGCUGGGGCGAAGGUGAGGGAAGCGAAGACUGAAAGGGGUACCAUCUUCCCUGUAGUAGUGGAUGAUGAGGAGAGGAAGGAGAAGCCAGUGGGUGAGGAAGUGGAAACGGUGGAGGAACCCAGAGCCGUAAACGUGGUGAAGGAUGAGGCAGGGCCCCGGGCCCUGAAUGAGGGUCUCCAUGUGAACCCCUUGGAGACUAUCCAGCUGGAACUGGACGCUCUGAACGCUCAGGCUGACCGGGCCUUCCUCCAGCUAGAGCGCAGGUUUGGGCGCAUGCGGCGACACUACCUUCAGCGGAGGUACCGCAUCAUUCAGAACAUCCCCGGCUUCUGGAUGACUGCCUUUCAGAACCACCCGCAGCUGUCUGCCCUGAUUAGAGGCAGGGAUGACGAGAUGUUCAGGUACUUAACCAAUUUGGAGGUGAAGGGGCUCAGACACCCUAGGAUGGGCUGCAAGUUCAAGUUCUUCUUUCGAAGAAACCCAUACUUCAGAAACAAGUUGAUUGUCAAGGAAUAUGAAGUCAGACCCUCCGGCCAAGUGGUGGCUCUUGCCACUCCGAUCAUAUGGCACCCGGGCCGUGAUCCUCCGGCUUUCAAUCCUAGGAACCAAGACCUCACAUGCAGCUUGUUUGCCUGGCUUUUAGACCACAGCUUUCCAGAGUCUGACAGGAUUGCUAAGAUCAUCAAAGAGGACCUCUGGCCAAAUCCACUGCAGUACUACCUAUUGCAUGAAGGGGCCCAGAGAGGUAGACUUCAUCAGAUAAGGGAGCUGGUGGAGAGCCCCAGGCCCUUUGGAUUCCAAUCUGGUUAA